Messenger RNA from Pecten maximus, 1341 nucleotides. RefSeq names its product growth hormone secretagogue receptor type 1-like. Gene Ontology annotation, biological process: G protein-coupled receptor signaling pathway. Lineage: Eukaryota; Metazoa; Mollusca; Bivalvia; Pectinida; Pectinidae. The transcript has a single exon. The coding region runs from base 2 to 1246 and encodes 414 amino acids. Gene Ontology annotation, cellular component: membrane. Gene Ontology annotation, molecular function: G protein-coupled receptor activity. The record is from RefSeq and is a predicted model, not a curated record.
GAUGGAGCCAGAGAAUCACUCGACCAUCCAGCGAAUUCUAUACCAGAUCCAGCAGAUGAAUCAAGAGGAACGCGAACUCCUCAUACUCCGCCUGAACUUGUCCAGUGAGGAACAGCUUCUCAACUUCUUCAGCGAACCCAUUGUACCGAUUGAGGAUUUCACAUCCUUCCGUGUACACAAGUUUCUACUAUUGUAUGUCCCGCCGAUAAUGGUUCUCAUCGGGACCAUUGGAAAUAUCUUGUCCUUCACGGUCUUUCGGACGAAUAGUGGUAAAGUGUCAACAUACACCUACCUCAGUGCACUUGCUAUCAUGGAUCUUCUCGUCCUGUACAUUGGCCUACUGCGACUUUGGAUUGCUCAGCUUUCUGACUUCGACAUUAAAGACCAAGCUAACUGGACCUGUAAGCUGGUAGCCUUUCUUGGUUACGUAUGUAGCGAUUCGUCUGUGUGGCUUAUAGUAGCGGUGACAGUAGAAAGGUAUAUUGCAGUGUGUUUUCCUUUAAAAGCCUCGAAUCUAUGUCGAAUCAGAAAAGCAAGGUAUAUAGUUUUCGUUCCGAUUCUAGCUCUUUGUUUCGUAAAUUUUCAUUUCCUUUGGACAGUGCAGUUACGACAUGACAAAAACGAUACCAUCAACCCUGUCUACAUUUGUGAUGCUGGACCUAAUUUCUCAGAACUAGUCAACGGUGUUUGGGUGUGGGUUGAUGCCGGGAUAUAUUCGUUUGUUCCAUUUGCAAUCUUAUCAAUACUCAACGGACGUAUUAUCCAGAAAGUAUGCAUCGCCAAGAACGAACGUAAACAUCUGGUAACCACAGAUAGAAAUGGCUGUAAUAACAUCAGAUCAAAACAUUCCGGAACAGGGGAGGUAAGCAGAAAGCUUACAAUGAUGCUUUUAAUGGUUUCUUUUACAUUCCUGUUGACAACACUCCCCAUGAAUAUCAUUCUCAUCAUGACAAAGUCAUGGAAUGAACAGAACCAGCAGCAAAAAGCAGAUUUCUACCUGGCAAAAACAGUAUCAGAAUUGUUAAUGUAUCUUAAUCAUACAAUCAACUUUUUUCUGUAUUGUAUUUCCGGGCGGAAAUUUAGGCGUCAAAUACUUUCGCUUUUGUGUCGCUCUGUCCAAAAUCAAAACGAUGACACUGCUCUAACAGGAAUGAGAAGCUUAGCGCUGACAACGAGUAACGGCUCGAACUUUAAGGUUGUUUACAGAAGCACAAUAAGAAAUCGCACGCCGCCAUCUUCUGUUUGAAUAAUAAACUUAUGUAUGCCAAUGGCUAUGUAGUGCUAAUCUAAUCUGACUAUUGUUUCAAACACAUAUCUCGUUUUUUGUUGUUUUUGUGUGUG